CCUAGCUUACAGUGAACUAACGUUCUAGACUAAGCUCCACAAUGAUAGCCAAGGUGAUCCUCACUUGUGCGCUGAUCAGCAUGGCGCGUGGGCUGAUCGCGGCCCCGCACGGCGCGCUAUCCUCCUCGAGCCUCGUGCUAGGAGGCCUGGGUCAUGGACUGGCUGCCCCGGCCCUGGGAUUGGGAUAUGGACACGGCGGGGUGGUCGCCCACGGGGCGCCGUUGCUGCGCGCGCCGAUCGGUCUGGCGCACGCCGCAGCCCCUGUUGAGAUUUAUGCCCACCCCCGCUACACAUUCAACUACGGAGUCGCUGACGGCCACACGGGCGAUCAAAAGAGUCAGUGGGAGUCCCGCGACGGCGACGUGGUGAAGGGACAGUACUCGCUGGUGGAGCCUGAUGGCACCGUCCGUACUGUCAACUACUCUGCCGAUGACCAUAAUGGAUUCAACGCAGUGGUGAGCAGACAAGGGCACGCCGCGCAUCCCGCCGUGCACGCCGCGCCCGCAGUGCUCGCCGCCCCCGCAUACGGACACGGCCUCCUCCACGGAUACAAAGUGAAUAUUCAUAUCACUCAUUUGCUAGGUUCAGAACUUAACGCAAGCAACAUGUUCAACAAAAUCGUCAUCCUCGCGGCGGCGUUGGCGGCAGCAUGUGCCCAACAACACGGACACGGCCAGGAACAACACGGUCACGCCAUCUCUUCUCAAUCCUUCGUGAUCCACCAAGUGCACCACGAGCAAAAGCAUGCCCCUGUACACGCACCCCAUCACGAGCAAGUCGUGGCUGUACAUCAUGCUGCCCCCGUGCACCAUGUUGUCCCAGUCCAUGUUGUCCCAGUCCAUGCUGCUCCCGCUCACCAUGAACACAAAGAGGAACAUCAUGAUUACUAUGCUCACCCCAAAUACGAGUUCUCCUACAAGGUGGAGGACCCCCACACCGGUGACCGCAAGUCCCAGCACGAGUCUCGCGAUGGCGAUGUCGUGAAGGGCGUCUACAGCCUGCACGAGGCUGACGGAUCCGUCCGCACUGUCGAAUACAACUCUGACAAGCACACCGGUUUCAAUGCGUACGUGAAACACUCUGAGCCCAUCAAGCACGUCCAGCCCCAGCAUCAUCAUCAUCAUUAAUUAUUCUAAUGACUCUUUCUAUUGGUCCAGUGAUUGUUAUAUUGUUAAACUUGUUGAAUAAAUACCCUAGUCCUCAAAACCUCUU
Messenger RNA from Leguminivora glycinivorella, 1212 nucleotides. RefSeq lists its product as uncharacterized. The coding region runs from base 42 to 1127 and encodes 361 amino acids. Lineage: Eukaryota; Metazoa; Arthropoda; Insecta; Lepidoptera; Tortricidae. The record is from RefSeq and is a predicted model, not a curated record. The transcript is spliced from 9 exons. Gene Ontology annotation, cellular component: extracellular matrix.